AACUUUAAGAGAUAUACUUUAUAUGUUUUUAGUACUGCAAAAACAAAUGAACAUUACAAUUACAUCUUAUAAAUUCCUUUAUUCGGAUAAACUCUUCAAAACUAAAUUUUUCAAUUUAUGUAAAAAUUAACUAAAUUAGUUCGUAUUAUACUCUCACAUUUCAUUAUGUUACACAUGAACUAAACAAAAAUGACUCGUCCACCAUUAAAUACAUCCAAAAGCGGUAAGAUACUUUCAUGAAUAAUUAUAACCAUAAGUAACGGUAGAAAAUUAUUUUUAGGAAAUGCUAUCGAUGAAAAUCGUAAACCAUCAAAUAGAGCGCUCAAAUUUAAAAAGUCGAUAACUACAGCAAGCCGUAAAUUUAAUUCAACUGUGAAAACUCUAGAUCGUUUAGUAGGAGGAGCGGAUGAACCCGAAGAAAGCGGAGACGUAUCGAAACCACCGGAAGAAACUGCAGAGCAAACUGUUGUAGUGGAAUCAACAUCUAGUGUGAAAACUGAAGAUGGAAAACUUACUCGUACAGCUGGACCAUGCUGUACUUGUAUGUCACAAGUACCAGGAUCAACCGGAGAUAAGAAGGUGGAUGAAAUGAUCGACUAUGUGCAUCAAAAUUUACAAGAAGCGGGUAAAGCACUGGCUACCUUAGGCGAGAACUUUGAGCACGAUUCAAAGGUUGAGCCCUGUACGCAAGUAGAACCGUCAUGAAAUUAGGAAAAUGGGGGUACAAUAAAUAAAUAAAGUUUCUUUAUAAGAUUGAAUAUGCGAAUAAAUAAAAAUGAAUGAACUAGACUGUCCUUUAAAACUCCCAAUUUCGUAAUACGAAUAAACUCGUAAUCCGUUAUUUAAAGAAAACUUAGUCCUGUAAUAUUAUAAAACAUAAAUAUAUAUAAGGUAAUACACGCAAAUUGAAUUUAUUUUUACAAAAGUUAAUGUUCGCUGACAUAUUUGGUCGAAUACAACAAUGGAUUGGUUUGGUUCAAAAUAAAUUGGACAUUUGUAAGAACGAGAUCGAAUCAUUGCGUAAAGAAUUGAUAGCGCGAGCUUGUGAAAUCGACAAUCUAAGGAAAUUAUUGGCAGAAUGCGGGGAACGAGAGGCAAGUUUGUUAAUUAAAAUCUUUACUUCUCUGUAAUUUUUAAUAUAAUAAUAUUAUUAUAGAAAUCAGUGGCAACUACUCAAACGGUUGAACCUAGAAUAAAUGUCGUAAGUAAAUCACCUGAAGUUCCAGUUGCAGAAGUAGUGACAAAGGCAGCUCCAGUCUAUGAACCUGUUACUAAGGAAAUACCAGAAGAAAAUCCAAAAAUCCUAAAAGAGCCUAACGUAAUAAAGGAGUCUGAAGGAGUCGUAAUGAAAGAACCUAAAAACAUCAAAAUUAUUUGUACCGACGUAGCUAUUCAAUCAAUGUUGAAAGACAAAGACAGGAUGAGACGAGAAAUUGAACUUGAAGCUGAGAUAGCAAGGCUUCGGAAAGAAAAUGAGCGUAUAAUAAAAGAACGUGCCGAAUAUGAGAAUGCGAUACAACGAGCAUUACUACGAGGUGUUUCCUCAUUGAAUGUCGAGGCAUUGAGAGUUAUGCGUUGUCCACCAAUUCCAUGUUGUACUCCUUGUGCACCUUGUCCUGCUUCCACCAUGGAACCGAUUGUGUCUUGCAAGAAGGAAGGCGCGUCGGCUGCGAUCGCUAAAGGUUGCGUCACUCAACGUAGUGGCACUUGUGGAAAAACGGCUGUUCGCGAACAAGGUUGUUAUACUGUAAAACGACCUUGUGCCAGUCCUUGUUGUUCUACUGGAAAAAGUCGAAAGUCUGCAUCAAACAAUAGCCUGGUUUUUCUUCUUCAUCAGGGAGACACAGAGAAUAUUUGUGCCUCGAAUAACACGCCAAUGUCUCGAGUUUGCGGUUCACCGGUCAUGAAAAAGAUUGAAAUACCACCGUGUCCUAGAUUCAUUAUAUAAUAACGUUCACAGUAUAUAAUAGUAAUAAAAAGCCCUGAAUCGUUUUAAAUAAAACAGACGAACCACUUAAAUUUAAGGUUGUCGAUAAUUUAUGAUAUGGAAAUAAUAAAGAAACAUGAUAUUGAAAGUA
Bombus terrestris (buff-tailed bumblebee) is the source of this 2078-nucleotide messenger RNA. RefSeq lists its product as uncharacterized. NCBI's taxonomy places the organism in Eukaryota, Metazoa, Arthropoda, Insecta, Hymenoptera, Apidae. The transcript is spliced from 4 exons. Bases 1346 to 1948 code for a protein of 200 amino acids. The record is from RefSeq and is a predicted model, not a curated record.